UUUGCAUUCCUAAAUAACCCUAACUCUCAUUCAUUUUCAUAAGUUUGUAAAGAAAAGAUUUUGUAUACUUGGAGGAUGGCCCAAAAAAUGUUUCACUCGAACCGCAACCCAACUCGCCUAGCCGCGUGUUUUCUGUUUGGUUUUCCAGCCCCAUGGUCCCUCCUCAUUCCGGCUUCUGUCCGAGUCACACCGUGGCUACCUCUGAUACACCUUUUCCGCCGUCGUGCUCGUUAUUUCCCGGCGGAUCCGGGUGAGUUAUUUUCUACGGAUGAGCCCACGAUACUCUACCAAUCGUUAUAGCCUCGUUUUUCAUUUAAAUUAUUUUCUGUGUAUGCUUCAGCGAUAGGGUUUCUCCCCCCGUUUUUAAUAUAGGGUUGGUUAUACAUAAUUACACAAUAAGUUAGUACCAUAGUAAUUACUUCCUAAGAAGACGUUAUCUUGAUGCAAUUCGUGGUUUUAUAUUAUAGUAUGUGCCUCUCUUUGACUCUUUGUAUCUCUAGGUCCUAAACACAGUGUUUGCAGUCACGGAAUAAGAGGGUGCAUUUGUUAUAGACCUGUCUUGCUGUUUAAGGUUGGACACAUUUGCUUUGGAAGUCAUGGGCAGCACAUUUAAUCCUCAGAUCUUAGUGGAUAAGCUGGCUAAGCUCAACAGUUCACAGCAAAGCAUCGAGACUCUAUCGCAUUGGUGUAUUUUUCACAUGAAUAAAGCAAAACAAGUUGUUGAAACCUGGGAACGCCAAUUUCAUUGUUCCCCACGUGAGCAGCGUUUGGCUUUUCUCUAUCUUGCAAAUGAUAUUCUUCAGAACAGCAGGCGCAAAGGUUCAGAAUUUGUGGGUGAGUUUUGGAAGGUUCUUCCUGGGGCUCUGCGCAAAGUAAUUGAUAGCGGGGAUGAAUUCGGAAGGAAUGCUGCGCUACGGCUGAUUGGUAUUUGGGAGGAUAGAAAAGUAUUUGGCUCUCGUGGACAGAUUCUCAAAGAAGAAUUUGUGGGGAAACAGGGUGAUAGUAGCUGUAGAAUUGAGAAACCCUCUGGAUUCAGAUUGAGGCCGGUUGGAAAUGGACUGGACAAAGUAGUUUCGUGUUAUCAGGUGCUAUAUGGUGGCCAACUAGAUGAGGAUGCUUUACUAACUAGAUGUAGAAAUGCAAUAAACUCAAUUGAGAAAAUCGAUAAGGCAAUUGAAGGUGACCUUAAUUCAGGACACAUUCACGAAUCUGGAUGUGCACAUGAGCUGAAGGAGCAGCAGGAAAUUUUGAAGGAUUGCAUUGAGCAGCUAAUAACUGUUGAAGCAUCUAGAUCAAACCUUGUGUCGCAACUUAGAGACACUCUAAGGGAACAGGAAUGUAAACUAGAUUCAGUCCGCAGUGAACUUCAGGCUGCUCAGUCACGCUCAGAACAAGCGUACAAUAUAGGCAACCGGUUGCAAAAUGGUGAUGACAACAUGCUGACAUUGGGCGAGCAAGGUUGGAGUAGUGGUGGUCCUCCUUUCCCCCCUUCUCAAACGACUCACAACGGAGAGCAAUCAGCUCCUGUAAUGUACACCCGCCAGUUAGAAAAGCCCGCUCUCCACCUUGAGGAAGAAGAUCCCAAGUCUGCAGCAGCAGCAGUUGCUGCCAAGCUGACCGCCUCAACAUCCUCUGCCCAGAUGCUGACCUAUGUCCUCUCUUCUCUUGCGUCAGAGGGCGUAAUUGGAAAUCAAACGAAAGAUUCCACCUGCAACAAUUAUUCUCCUGCUGAGAAGAGGGCAAGACUGGAAGUCGAAUAUGUUCCAAAUGAACAACCUCCUCCCCCGUCAUCUCCCCCGCCACCUAUGCCCCCUCUACCCCCCAUGCAACCCUACCCUCCCUACCUGGAGAACCAGAGUGCAGGUUAUAGUUAUCAACAGGUCCUUCCUCCUAUCAAUGGACUAUUGCCCUUUUCAGCUCCUUCGGGAAAUGUUUUUCAGGUUUAUCAUCCAUCUGAUGGUACUUUCUACGCUCCUCCACAACCGGCCUUGCCGAUGGCCCAUCCGGCAGCCGGCAAUAAGAUGUGAUAGAAGUGUUUGUGUGUGGAGUGUGAGGACAAAUUGACGUUAGGAAUUUGAGGAUGUAUCUGUUUUGUCUUGUCUGACAUAUAUAUACACAUUACACAGACACCCAUUAUUAACUUCUUUUAUACUUACUGAACUGGCGGACAUAGACUAGAAGUAAAUAUUUGUAGCUUGUACUUUGUAUUGUUUUCAUAUUGUUGUACUUGAUAGUUUUUUAAAUGGAAACCGUAAGUCCGUAAUACUCUAUAUAUCCAAAAUAAUUGUAGCCA
This is a messenger RNA of Cuscuta epithymum, 2293 nucleotides long. Lineage: Eukaryota; Viridiplantae; Streptophyta; Magnoliopsida; Solanales; Convolvulaceae. The record is from the annotation of a GenBank genome assembly.